AUGCACGCCAAGGCCGUCGCUCUUUCCCUCGCCACCGCGGCGGUUGUCCACGCUGAUCUUCGCAUCAACAACAACGACAUCCCCCAGGACUGCUCUGCCAUCUGCCGCCCUGUCCGUGACCUUGGUAACAUCUGCACUGUCAACUUUGUCCCCGGCCAGGGCAACAACAACAGCGAUCAGCUCCAGGAUGAGCUUGACUCCCAGUGUGUCUGCACCAACAACUCCUUCGACCUGAAGAACUUGGCUGGCCAGUGCAAUGCCUGCAUGAUCGAGAAGGUUCCUUCCGACCAGCAGCGCAGCCUUGAGGGUAUCCAGAGCAUCAUGAACGUCUGCCAGCUGCCCAGCGCCAGCGGCUACGCUUCCUCAUCCACCUCCAUCGCCAACACCGUCAUCCGCUCCACCAUCACCACCACCUUCCUGACCUCCGGCAACGGUGGCCUUCCCUCCAUCGCCACCUCCACCAUCGUUGGCGGUGGCCGCCAGACCGGCAAUGCUGCCCCUGGCCUCCACACUCCCGGUAGCAACGGCAUGCUCGGCGCCGUCGGUGCCAUCGUCGCUGGUGCCUUUGCUCUUGGUGCUUUCAUGCUCUAA
Colletotrichum scovillei is the source of this 591-nucleotide messenger RNA. RefSeq lists its product as uncharacterized. The record is from RefSeq and is a predicted model, not a curated record. The transcript is spliced from 3 exons. NCBI's taxonomy places the organism in Eukaryota, Fungi, Ascomycota, Sordariomycetes, Glomerellales, Glomerellaceae. Bases 1 to 591 code for a protein of 196 amino acids.